Pteronotus mesoamericanus is the source of this 4132-nucleotide messenger RNA. It is a transcript of the gene ARHGAP44, whose product is annotated as Rho GTPase activating protein 44. Lineage: Eukaryota; Metazoa; Chordata; Mammalia; Chiroptera; Mormoopidae. The record is from RefSeq and is a predicted model, not a curated record. Gene Ontology annotation, molecular function: GTPase activator activity; protein binding. Bases 348 to 2789 code for a protein of 813 amino acids. The transcript has 21 exons. Gene Ontology annotation, cellular component: postsynaptic density; presynaptic active zone; intracellular anatomical structure. Gene Ontology annotation, biological process: regulation of dendritic spine morphogenesis; positive regulation of GTPase activity; negative regulation of Rac protein signal transduction.
CCAGCGGGCCAGCCAGCCUGCGGAGACUCCCGGGUCCCAGCGCGGGACUGGGGCUGGGGGUGGACAGCCCAGCCGACCUGGACGGCGCUCUAGCCGACCCCGGGCUUUACUAUGAAGGCGCCGCGGAGCGCGUAAGGAGGAUGCAGCAGCAGACGCCGCGGCGGGAGGAGGAGUAGGCGGUGGUGCCCUCGGGAGGGAGCCGCGCACGGGCCAGAGGCUCCCGGAGGCUCCGCAGUGCCGCCGCCGUCGCCGGGGAGGCUCCGCAAGGGAGCCAUGUAACCCUGCGGUGGGCUCCGGGCUGCUCCGUCCUUCCACUGCUCCCGGGCUAGCGCGGCAGCGGGGCCACGAUGAAGAAGCAGUUCAAUCGCAUGCGCCAGCUGGCCAACCAGACGGUGGGCAGGGCAGAAAAGACUGAAGUUCUGAGUGAAGACCUUCUUCAGGUGGAGAAGCGGCUGGAGCUGGUGAAGCAAGUGUCCCACAGCACGCACAAGAAGCUCACUGCAUGUCUCCAGGGCCAGCAAGGGGCAGAGGCCGACAAGCGCUCUAAAAAAUUGCCUUUAACAACACUGGCUCAGUGUUUGAUGGAGGGGUCAGCUAUCCUGGGAGAUGACACACUUCUUGGGAAGAUGCUGAAACUCUGUGGGGAGGCAGAGGACAAGCUGGCGCAGGAGCUGAUCCAUUUUGAGUUGCAAGUGGAGAGAGAUGUGAUCGAGCCCUUGUUUUUGCUGGCGGAGGUGGAAAUCCCAAAUAUUCAAAAACAGAGGAAACACUUAGCAAAGUUGGUGCUGGACAUGGAUUCUUCACGAACAAGGUGGCAGCAGACUUCCAAGUCUUCCGGUUUGUCCAGCAGCUUACAGCCUGCCGGUGCCAAAGCAGACGCCCUCAGGGAAGAAAUGGAGGAGGCUGCCAACAGAGUGGAGAUUUGCAGGGACCAGCUCUCAGCGGACAUGUACAGUUUUGUGGCCAAAGAAAUUGACUAUGCAAACUACUUUCAAACGCUAAUAGAAGUGCAAGCUGAAUACCACAGGAAGUCACUGACGCUCCUGCAGGCUGUGCUGCCUCAGAUAAAAGCACAACAGGAGGCCUGGGUGGAGAAGCCUUCCUUUGGGAAACCGCUGGAGGAGCACCUCACGAUCAGCGGCCGGGAGAUUGCCUUCCCCAUUGAGGCCUGUGUGACGAUGCUGCUGGAGUGCGGGAUGCAGGAGGAGGGACUCUUCCGAGUAGCCCCGUCUGCCUCCAAGCUGAAGAAGCUGAAAGCUGCCCUGGACUGCUGCGUGGUGGACGUGCAGGAGUACUCCGCAGACCCCCAUGCAAUUGCAGGAGCUUUGAAAUCUUACCUCCGAGAGUUGCCAGAACCUCUUAUGACCUUUGAACUCUAUGACGAGUGGAUUCAGGCUUCCAACAUCCAGGAGCAAGACAAGAGGCUUCAGGCUCUGUGGAAUGCUUGUGAAAAGUUGCCCAAGGCCAACCACAACAACAUUCGAUACUUGAUCAAAUUCUUAUCCAAGUUGUCAGAAUAUCAAGAUGUAAACAAGAUGACUCCCAGUAACAUGGCAAUCGUCUUAGGACCCAACCUCCUAUGGCCGCAAGCGGAAGGGAACAUCACGGAGAUGAUGACCACCGUCUCCCUGCAGAUCGUCGGGAUCAUCGAGCCCAUCAUCCAGCACGCGGACUGGUUCUUCCCCGGGGAGAUCGAGUUCAACAUCACAGGGAACUACGGGAGUCCGGUGCACGUGAACCACAACGCCAACUACAGCUCAAUGCCCUCCCCAGACAUGGACCCCGCCGACCGGCGCCAGCCCGAGCAGGCCCGCCGGCCCCUCAGCGUUGCCACGGAUAAUAUGAUGCUGGAGUUUUACAAAAAGGAUGGCCUUAGGAAAAUCCAAAGCAUGGGCGUGAGGGUGAUGGACACCUCCUGGGUGGCUCGAAGAGGCUCCUCGGCAGGCCGGAAAGGGUCGUGCGCCCCGCCCUCCACGCAGCCCCCCGCCCCACCCGCAGAGCUGGCCGCGCCUCUGCCCUCGCCCCUUCCGGAGCAGCCCUCAGAGGACCCCGCGCUGCCCUCGCUUUCUCCAUCCAGCCUGGGCCUCCAGCCUGGGGCGGAGCGGACCAGUGCUUCCAAAGGCAAGGAACUUUCUCCGGGGUCUGGGCAGAAGGGAAGUCCGGGUUCCAGCCAGGGGCCACCCUGUGCAGGGACGCAGCCAGGGACGCAGCCAGGCGCCAGUCCCAGCCAGCUGCCCGCAGACCAGAGCCCCCACACUCUCCGGAAAGUUUCCAAGAAGCUGGCCCCGAUUCCACCCAAGGUUCCCUUCGGCCAGCCGGGCGCUGUGACGGAGCAGUCCCCCGGCCAGCCCUCCCCACUCAGCCUGUCUCCUACGCCGCCGAGCACCCCGUCGCCCUACGGACUGAGCUACCCUCAGGGGUACCCCUUGGCCUCAGGCCAGCUCUCCCCGGCUGCAGCAGCGCCCCCUCUGGCCUCCCCUUCCAGCUUCACGAGCACUUUAACCAAAUCGCGGCCCACCCCUAAGCCCCGGCAGAGGCCCACCCUGCCGCCGCCGCAGCCUCCCACGGUGAACCUCUCCGCCUCCAGUCCGCAGUCCGCGGAGCACCCAGUGCUCGACGGCAUGUCCCCGGGGGAAAGCAUGUCUACAGAUCUUGUUCACUUUGAUGUCCCCUCCAUCCACGUAGAGCUCGGGUCGACGCUCCGCCUGAGUCCCCUGGAGCACGUGCGGCGACCCUCUGUGGCUGAGAAGAGGGACUCGGAGGAGGAGUCUGAGAGCACCGCCCUUUGACACAUGUGCACACACUUGGGCCCAGACCAACACCGUCAGAGCGCCCCUGGGCCUGCCAAGUGUCCUCCGUUGGCUCUUUGCUGUCACUGCCAACACAAGGCUGGGGGUUUGCAGAAAACUGUCAUCUCCAGCCUGUGUGGCAAAUGUCGGUGGUGCCAAUUUUGUUUGUUCCCUUCGGAUGGUGACUUUCGCCUUUUGUUUGAUCUUUGCCUUUUGACUUUGUGCCUAUUUGAUCCACUUCCGGCCUCCAUGCCAAGCAACAGCCCUCUCCACCCAAGGGCUCGCCCGCGGGGCGUCUGCGGGCGGGGCUGUGAAGGAGGCCGCUCUGCCAGGCGCGGCCCAGGCCGCCACUGUGCUGACAGCAAACACCCGCCCUCCCAGGGUCAGCCGCUUGGCCACAGCAGGGGCAGCAGGGAGCCGGGCCUCUGUGCCCGGGGGCCUAGUGGGGCCCAGGGAGUCCCGGGGCGCUGGCCUGCCUGCUGCCCUCAACUGUGGGCUCUGAAGUACACAACUUAAAACAAAACCUGUUUCACUUCCCAAGUUCCACUCUUCCACACCCUGUGACUGAAAGCUCCUGUUUCUACCGUACCGUUCCACACGUCUGAGUGUAAAGGGUGGUCUUCGGGAUGUGCAGAGGGCCUAACGGGAGCUCCCCCCAUGCCCCGCCAAGCAUCAGGUAACGUGACAGUAACUGUGCCCCUUGGGCUCUCAGAGGCCGCUGGCCCACAAGGUGCGUGGGGUCCAGGAGCUACCACUUUUCUGGAGGUCACAGGUGAACAGCAAUAACUGUUACCCAAAGUCGGCGCAGAAGUGCCGCCGGCCCGGGGAGACCACGGGGCCAGUGCGGGGCCCUAGGGCCCGUGCACCCUGCGCUUGCAGCGCCCGGCUCUCGUCCCUCCUUGUGGAGCCCCGCCCGUGCUCGGGGAGGGCCCGGCAGCACCGGGGAGCCUGUCACGCUUCAGGCGGAGGCAGUGAGAAACAUGCGGGCCAUGCAUGCAGAGUCAAACUUUACAAUUUUAUCCUUUUAAAAUAGAUAUGAUAAACCUAUACAUGAUAUAUUUGUAUAUAUGAAAUUUCUCUAUAUUUGUUUAAUUUGAGCCAUUCAAUCUAAACCAAUGUACAGGUGUACAAUGAGAAAUUUAAAUGCUUAGUUAUUUUUCCCAACCGUGUAAACAGCUUUUCUCUUGACUGUGGGACUGGCCAACUUGGACGCUAACAGCUUCACGCACUUCCUGGCAAGGGCGGCUCAGCACCCAAUUUGUAAUGAAGCCCAGGGGUUGAAAGUACCUUUAAAAACAUGUACAAAUAGUUGUCAAAAGUCAUCUUAUUAAAAUAGAUUUAUU